This is a messenger RNA of Suillus paluster, 318 nucleotides long. RefSeq lists its product as uncharacterized. Lineage: Eukaryota; Fungi; Basidiomycota; Agaricomycetes; Boletales; Suillaceae. The transcript is spliced from 3 exons. Bases 1 to 318 code for a protein of 105 amino acids. The record is from RefSeq and is a predicted model, not a curated record.
AUGUCGCAGUGCACAAGAAAACAGCCGGCAGAGGACAGCCCUGGCUCUCCUUGCAAUAGCAAGUGCACCAGGGGACCUGUAGAGGAGGAUUUUACAGGACCAUUCAUGGCUGAUUGUAAUUGGGAGAUGCAAACGCACGAGCUGCAGAUUGAACAGCACACUGACUGUAUUGCAGACCUGGAAUCCAAAGUGCGGUCCCAGCAAGAUCUGCUGCACCGGCAGUCCAUGGACCUGGAACAUCUUGAGGCAAAAAUGGAUAUGUUGAAUGGGCAGUGCCCAAAGAUGAUGAGGGAUGCAAUCAAGAUUCUGGAGACAUGA